Messenger RNA from Staurois parvus, 2115 nucleotides. NCBI's taxonomy places the organism in Eukaryota, Metazoa, Chordata, Amphibia, Anura, Ranidae. The record is from the annotation of a GenBank genome assembly.
AAAUCUCCUAAGUUAACCACCCCAGCCAAGACGUCACCAGGAAGAACUCCAUCCGCAAGUCCAGGUAAAAAAUCUCCUGCUAAACUGUCCACCCCAGGCAAAAGGUCCCCAUCCACAACUCCAGCAAAGAAAUCUCCUAAGUUUACCACCCCGGGCACGAGGUCAACAGGAAGAUCUCCAAAUAAAAAAUCUCCUUCUAAAUUGUCCACCCCAGGCAAAAGGUCGCCAGGGCGACAUCCAUCCACAACCUCUAAGAAGUCUCCUGCUAAAUUAACCCAAAGCAAGAGAUCUCCAGGAAAAUCUCCAUCUACAACCCCUAAGAAGUCUGUUAAUCUCUCAAAAUCUCCAGCAUCUGCCAAAAAGUCGCCAGCCUUGUCCCCAAAGCGCUCUCCAUCCACACCAUAUACCAAAGGGCGAUUCUCAGUUUCUCGUGUGAAUACACCACCCCAGUUAGUACAAAAUGUUUCUGCUUCACGAACACCAAAGCAAACUCGGAAGUCCUUGACAUCAAAGAAGACACCACUCCGAAGAAGCAGAAAACUUGAUGCCUUUGAAGUUAUUCGUGCCAGAAGGCGCAGUGGUGCCUCAGAGGCCAACUUGUUUGUGGCUAAGUCAUGGGCUGAUGUGGUAAAAAUUGGUGUUGCAAAACCGCAAAAGAAAACUGAUAAACCUACUCAGAAGAAGGCAGUGGCUACUAAGAAGAUUACAAAGAAGAAACCCAAGUUGAAGACUCCUGCUAGACGAGUAAAGGAUCUGUCCAGCACAGGCCAUGCAGACUCUCCUGCAACUAUCCUUAUUGGAAGAGCUCACGCAAGAACAUUGAACUUAACCGGACACGUACCAAAGGUGGUCAGAAAGGCUGUGAAAGUGAACCCUGCUCAUGAUGAAAGCUUUACUGGCAUGGCUCAGUUAUUCAGCACACCUGUGAAUGCAAAACAACGGAGAAGUAGCAGAUUUGAUGGUUCUAAAGCAGGCACACCAAAGUCAACAGUUGAAAUGUCUGUUAUGCAGACACCUGAGGAGGCAGAUGAAAUGGUGGUUUCACCAUUAAACAGUCCUACCACAACCCAACGAAAGCGGUAUGGCAGAGAUGCUGUUUCUAGGCUUCUGGAAGUUUCACUGUCACCAAAGUCAACUAAAGUUAAUGGUACCGUGUCUCAGAAAGUUGGGCAAGAACCCUCAAAGUCUGCUAGCGAAAACCGGAAAUCAGUUGGACUUACAGGGGUGAAACGCAUCAUGAGAACCCCAAAGCAAAAGGGAAAACCUAUUACCGAUCCACAUGCACUGAGGAAGUUGUUGAAUACACCAAAAGAAACUGAAUCCACUCAAGCAUACACCCGUAGAUCAGCUAAACUUGAAGUGCUUGGCAUUGCACAACUUCUGAAAACCCCUAAGCAGAAGGGAGAACCUGUGGAAGAUUACACUGGUAUCAAGCGCAUCAUGCGGACGCCUAGGGAGAGAGUACAGCCAGUGGAAGAUAUGGUUGGAAUAAAACGGCUAAUGCAGACACCAAAAGAAAAGGGAGAGGCGGUGGAAGACAUGGUUGGAAUAAAGCGGAUAAUGAGAACUCCCAAAGAAAGAGGGCAACCUGUAGAGGAUAUGAUUGGAAUAAAGCGCUUAAUGAGGACACCCAAAGUGAGAGGGCACCCAAUUGAGGACAUUGACUUAAGUCACUUAAUGAGUAGGCAUGCUGACAGCACCCAGUCAACUGAAAAUACCCGACCAAUAGAGGAGAUAUUUGGCAUUAAAAAUCUAGUGAAAUCACCUCCAAAGAAAUCUGUAGCUGAACAGGUUUUCACCUGCAGUCCCAGAAAUGCCAGUGAAGCUUUAAAAUCUACUGGAGCAAGUUCUAAUACUCCUGUGAAGAGAGGAAGACCUUCCAAGCGCCUUUCCCUUCCAGUUGAAACUGAUACUGCAGUGAAUGAAGUACAGAAAACGAUGGCAGUGGCAGAGUCUGAGAUUGCACAGGAAUCCAGUGUGCAAAGUAUCAGCGAGGUUAUUAAAUCUGCCCACAAGAAAAAAGGCAGGCCAUCCAAGAAUUUGCCUGCUCAACCAGAAUCUGAAAUGUCUAAAGAAUCUACUGCAAUUCCUGAAGCAACCUCACCUUCUCUAAGG